This is a messenger RNA of Geodia barretti, 976 nucleotides long. NCBI's taxonomy places the organism in Eukaryota, Metazoa, Porifera, Demospongiae, Tetractinellida, Geodiidae. The record is from the annotation of a GenBank genome assembly.
UUCCACCCUAGGAAAGAGAAGAUUUCUCCUAGUGAGUACGUCAAAUCUAGGCUGCUUAACAAGGACUCGCGUUUCCGUAAAGAUGCACAAUAUGUGUUUUACCUUUUGUGGCGGAAGGAAAUGCGACAACUCGCAUCAGGUGUUUACAAUUUGUUAAAGAGUACCAGGAGACAGACCAUGUCUGUUAGCUUGUUACUAGAGCAGGUGAACACCGCAGACGAGCAGCUAGAAGCACGUUUGUGCACCAUGCUCCAGUCAGUCCGUGGUACCAAACAGUUCUGGUUCCUCAGACACAGUGAGCUCAAGUGCAUGAUAAGAGAGUGGGGCUCGCCUACCCUUUUCCUCACCUUUAGCUGUGCUGAGUAUGAGUCCCCUGAUAUCACUGAGUUUCUUAGGAAAGUGAACAAUGUUCCUCCCAGUUACAACAUUGGGAAGCUGUGUGUUGAGGACCCAAUCUCAGUUUCGAGGAAAUUUUCCCUCAAAUUCCAUGCCUUUUUCCGAAAGGUCAUUUUGAAAGGUCAGGUCCUGGGUGUUGUAGACCACUUUUAUUGGAAGAAGGAGUAUCAGAAUCGUGGGGCUCCUCAUUACCAUGUCUUACUCUGGAUUAGAGAUGCACCACUCAUUGAUAGAGACGAUCCCGAGAAGGUGCUAGACUGGAUCCAGGAUAGAAUCACCUGCCACAUCCCUGAUGAACAGGGUAGCCCUGAGCUGCACAGACUAGUCACCAGCUUUCUACCUCUGCAGGUCUUUAAAGGCUGUGAUCUUCUGUCUAAGGGGCACUGGCGUCUCAACCAUAGCUGACCUGUCAGAGGAAGGUACUCAGCUUAUCAGGGGCCUUAGCAGGUGCUGUGCACUUGUCAGACCUGGACCCUACAAACUUCUACUACACAUCCACUACGCUCUUUGGCCUCCACCUUUGACUUCAGCUGGGUAGACCUCUUCAAAAGAGUGAACUCCUUGCACAACAAAUCACAUU